Oppiella nova is the source of this 1359-nucleotide messenger RNA. Lineage: Eukaryota; Metazoa; Arthropoda; Arachnida; Sarcoptiformes; Oppiidae. The record is from the annotation of a GenBank genome assembly.
AUGAGAGCCAAGCAGACCCGACAGGCGACCAACAGGAGGACUGUCCCCCAGAGGAAGACCAGACAAGUGGUGAAGAAUAGCACCGAAGAAGACAACGAAAACGAUGACCAAAAUGAAGACGAAAGUAGUGAUCAAAUGAAUGGACAAAUUGAUGUCCAAAUGAACGGAUCAGAUAGUGUUGAGACAAUUGUGUCGAAGAAAGAGAUCCAUUCACCGAAGACACCAACGAAACCAUUGACGGAGAGAUCAGUGACCGAUCUCUUGAGGACUAUCACCGAAAACGAUACAUACUUUUCAUCACUCAUUGAUUUGAUUCCUCCGAAGAUCUACUUCGAGGGCAACGAAGAGAUAUUGGAGUCAAUGGAGAGCCAGAAGAAGCAGCGGAUGGCAGACAAAGUGAAUCUGAGCUCAAAAGCGAAACAAAAACUCUUUAAAUUGGAUCCGAAAUCAGACCAAAGAGUGUCUGAAAUCGCGAACCAAUUCUACGGCAAAACUCGAGGCAAGAAGAAUGAGUUGAAUUCAAAGCCAAACAACAACUCAAUGGACAAUAAAAUGCAAGAAUUGAGGCAUAAAUUGAACGAAAAGAUCACUCAAUUGAAGUCAAAUAGGGGUCAGAAGACAAACGCCAAGCAAUUGAGAGAAUCGAAGAAACAGCGGAAGAGGGAGAACGCCAUGAGAGCCACCAAACAGAAGGGUUUCGCCAAACGACAGAUCACUGCCGAGACCACCGAUGAAGUGGACGCCAAUGGAGUGCAACCGAAGUCCAAGAAACGCAAAACAGAUGACAAUAACAACGAAGAGACGGACACGAAGAAGGCGACGAAGAGUGCGAUCGAAAAGAUGCCGAAAAUCUAUAACAAAGAGGGAAAUAUUGUUUACUCGAAGUUUGAUUUGGUUUCGCCCAACGGGUCCACGAAAGACAGGAAACCGUCGAAGAAGAAUAAGUUGAAGAAACUGUUGCAUCAGACGAAGAAAGAGGAGCAGAAGAUGUCGACACUGGAGACGAGUGACGCCAACAAAGCCAAAGAGGUUAAGCAGAAGAAGCUGUGGAGGAAUGCCAUCGAGAAGAGUGAGGGCAUCAAAGUGAAGGACAACUCGAAACUGAUCGAAAAGUCAGUGAAACGACGCGAGAAGAUGAAGAAGAAGAGCUCCAAACAGUGGGAGGAGAGGAAGGAGUCGUUGGAUAAUCGGAUGAAAACAGCUAACGAUAAGCGCCAGAGGAAUAUCGACAAGAGGACGAGGGAUANGGUUCGUAUGGCAUUAUUGGUCACAUCUCUGAUCCAUUCGAGAGUAUAUCUAACGUCACCGAAAACACUGGGCCUUCCGGUGGCACAGCCUGCCGACGACUGCCACGAGUAG